ACCCGAUAGGGUGCCAUCCUAAACUCUUCGAAUCGUUUAUCCUUCCUGCUUCUUCUCCGGCGGCGGGGCGGCGGCUGUUGAUCGAUCGAAUAUGAGAUUGUUCAUUGGUUUUUGUUUUUUCUCAAACUCUGCUUAGAUCUUCUGUUUGCUUCCUUCUAUCUGCUCAUUGCACUGGCUUUCAUUCUUAAGGUUUGCAGCUUUCGUUGAACCUUGGGUGAAGUUGGAUCCCAACUCUGUGUGAAUUGUGGGGCAGCUGAGUGUUGAGAGAAAGAGAGAAAGAAAGAGAAAGAUGAGCAUUGGUGGAGCUCUGCGGAACAUCAUACGUCCAUUAUCAGCUCUUCGGUUAAGGCCACUUCCGCUCCCAUCUCCACAUGGGAUUCCUUCUCCCAUGACUAUUGGCCCUUCUAGUACCAUGCUUGUCAAUUGCUUUGGUAGCACCAUUAGGAAAUCUAUAAUGUCUUCCUUCUUUUCCACAUACUCCCCUGCAUCGAGUUUCAGUGACUUAAUGGACACCCGGUACUUGAAGAGAAGGCCUGGGUUCAAACCUCGAAGGAAAAGAGCAAGCCUCAGACCUCCAGGGCCUUAUGCUUGGGUUCAGUAUGUGCCUGGAGAACCAAUUCCUAGAAGUCGGCCCAAUGAAGGAAGUGACAAGGCCAGGGGAAGGAAGCGACUGAAACGCAUCAAACAAAGAAAGGCUUUCAUAUUGUCUGAAAAGAAGAAACGCAAAGCUCAGUACGCAGAAUUCAGAAAGAAGAGAGACGCGGAGAGAAUUGAGAGGAAGAUGGCUGCGGUGGCUCGGGAAAAAGCUUGGGCUGAAAGGUUGAUCGAAUUACAACAGCAAGAAGCAGCUAAGAAGGCGGCAAUGGCCUGAAACUAUUUCUGAAACUAAACUAGCAGGCUUUCUUAAUAAUUUUUCAUGUCAUGUAACUUCAUCAAAUCAGAAUACAUUCAUGAAUGAUUCAUGUGACAGAGUAUGUACUCCCCAUCAACCUUUUCAACUUUAUGCAAAAAUAUCGAAUGAGAAAUUUAUUUCACCAUUUUA
Messenger RNA from Dioscorea cayenensis subsp. rotundata (Guinea yam), 1042 nucleotides. RefSeq lists its product as uncharacterized. The record is from RefSeq and is a predicted model, not a curated record. The coding region runs from base 290 to 871 and encodes 193 amino acids. Lineage: Eukaryota; Viridiplantae; Streptophyta; Magnoliopsida; Dioscoreales; Dioscoreaceae. Gene Ontology annotation, cellular component: mitochondrion. The transcript is spliced from 4 exons.